This is a messenger RNA of Panicum hallii, 843 nucleotides long. Its product is annotated as ubiquitin-conjugating enzyme E2 28-like. Gene Ontology annotation, molecular function: ubiquitin conjugating enzyme activity. The transcript is spliced from 5 exons. Lineage: Eukaryota; Viridiplantae; Streptophyta; Magnoliopsida; Poales; Poaceae. Gene Ontology annotation, cellular component: nucleus. Gene Ontology annotation, biological process: protein polyubiquitination. The coding region runs from base 167 to 613 and encodes 148 amino acids. The record is from RefSeq and is a predicted model, not a curated record.
GCUCCCCCACCCAAAUCCCCCCGACUCCUCGCUUCCUCCCGUUUGUGGCCGAGCCCGCCGCGACACGCCGUCUCCGCCGCGCGCCUCGAAGAAGAGAAGGAGGCGGCCGCAGCACCGACCCCGCGCCACCCCGCCUGAUACCCCCGGCACCGAUCGGGUUUGAUCCAUGGCGUCGAAGAGGAUCCUGAAGGAGUUGAAGGACCUGCAGAAGGACCCGCCCACUUCCUGCAGUGCAGGUCCUGUUGGUGAGGACAUGUUCCAUUGGCAAGCCACUAUCAUGGGGCCUUCGGACAGCCCGUUUGCUGGUGGGGUAUUCUUGGUGAACAUUCAUUUCCCACCUGAUUAUCCUUUCAAACCACCAAAGGUGUCAUUUCGCACCAAGGUGUUCCACCCGAACAUUAACAGCAAUGGCAGCAUUUGCCUUGACAUUCUCAAGGAACAGUGGAGCCCUGCUUUGACCAUAUCAAAGGUGCUCCUCUCAAUCUGUUCGCUGCUCACAGACCCAAACCCCGAUGACCCGCUUGUGCCUGAGAUUGCUCACAUGUACAAGACUGAUAGGGCCAAGUAUGAGUCGACUGCUCGCUCCUGGACGCAGAAGUACGCCAUGGGCUAGAAGAAAAGGCCAAUUGGUGAAUGUGCGCAAUCCUGAAACCGUUAUCAACUAAAUAACCAGCCAAGUCACUCUCCCCCCAACCAAGUAUGAAUGGACUUUUAAGGGUUAUUGUGUCCUGUUGAACUCAUGUUUACCUUGCGAAGUCCGUUUGAGUCUGGUAGUCUGUUCUACCUGACCGUUCCGUUAUCUGAUGUUGCUUCGUUAAUCAUAUUUAUAUGGUUUGUGGUGUC